ACGCUCCCAUUGCAAUACAGUGUAAGAGGGAGUGGUAAAGUGUUGAUAUAAACAUUUUUGUUACUCUAGAUAUAAGAAUCUCCCCAUAAGCAACCUUUUGUUCAACUUUUAUGGCAUCGUGUCGUGGGUGGCAAGAACUGCAUAGAUAUUAUUACGCUCCCAUUUUAGUUUCUUAUUAUGUUCAUUUAUGGUAAACGGUGAAACAAAAAUCAUCUGUACAAUGAAGGGAACAUCAAGUUAGUGUACCUUGUGUUUGUUCACCUCGACAUGAAGGGAACAUCAAGUUGGAAAGAGGACUUCAGACAGAUGAUACAGAGGGAUGUUGAGGUUAGGGACACAGUUCUUGGGGUGGAGUACUUCUCAGAUGUUUACAACUUGGAAGGACCCCAGUACUAUGAAGAGAAUGCACUGGGGGCAUUCCUGUAUUCUGCAAAUGCCAUUUCGGAUGUGAAUGGUUGUAUCCGGAAGGCCUUCAAGCAAUAUAUGAAAGAUGAUGAAAAAGGGAUGAAACUUAUGACACGGGAGCAAAUAUUUGAUGUGCUUAUUUCCUUCUUCCCGCACAUGCUUAUUGAUGUGUAUGAUUUCCUUGUAAAGAAGGGCCUUCCAAUUGACGACGUACUUUGAUUUGAUUGAUGCAGGGGCAAAGUUUAAUGUCUAGGAAAUGAGUCUUCAUAGUUGUGAAGAUUUAUGCUACUUUUAAGUCUCAAUAUGUGUAUUAAUAUGGAUCCUUCCAGAUUCAAGUACCAAUUACCGAGGGGCUACUUUGUAAACUUCCAGAGGUUCUUCUGUAAACUUUGUUUUUCAGAAUUUAGACUUCAAGGCAAUAGACCCGAAAAACAUAUUCUAACAUAUUCUAGUAAUUUCUGUAAGAGAUAAUUUUACUAGUCACCACGUAUUGUGUGUGGAUCGUAUCUCACUAGUAGCUUGA
This is a messenger RNA of Prunus mume (Japanese apricot), 928 nucleotides long. The record is from RefSeq and is a predicted model, not a curated record. NCBI's taxonomy places the organism in Eukaryota, Viridiplantae, Streptophyta, Magnoliopsida, Rosales, Rosaceae.